Condylura cristata (star-nosed mole) is the source of this 1878-nucleotide messenger RNA. It is a transcript of the gene TNFSF13B, whose product is annotated as tumor necrosis factor (ligand) superfamily, member 13b. The transcript is spliced from 7 exons. The coding region runs from base 1 to 675 and encodes 224 amino acids. Lineage: Eukaryota; Metazoa; Chordata; Mammalia; Eulipotyphla; Talpidae. Gene Ontology annotation, biological process: immune response. The record is from RefSeq and is a predicted model, not a curated record. Gene Ontology annotation, molecular function: tumor necrosis factor receptor binding; receptor ligand activity. Gene Ontology annotation, cellular component: membrane.
AUGGGCGGGAACUGCAUCAUUGCCUGGGCGUCAGACUCCUCACAGGAGGCAGUGGGGCAAGAGAGCGCAGAGGCAGGACGCCCCCAGCCCUACAAUGGCCUGAGCACAGGCCACCGGGCGCUCUCGGAGAUCGGGGAGGGGAGCCUGGCACCAGCAGCUGGGAGGGCGAGCCGCCCCAGCUCCCGCCGCCCCAGCUCCCGCCGCAGGACGUCGCGCUCCGUGCCGGGCCCCGAAGAGGCAGUCACCCAGGACUGCCUGCAGCUGAUCGCAGACAGCGGCACGCCCACCAUCCGCAAAGGGCUCUACACCUUCGUGCCGUGGCUGCUGAGCUUUAAGAGGGGGACGGCCCUCGAGGAGAGAGAGAACAAAAUCCUGGUGAAGGAGACCGGUUACUUCUUCAUCUACGGCCAGGUCCUGUACACCGACAGCACCUUCGCCAUGGGGCACCUCAUCCAGCGGAAGAAGGUGCACGUCUUUGGGGACGAGCUGAACCUGGUGACUCUGUUCCGAUGUGUCCAGAACAUGCCCGGGACCCUGCCCAACAACUCCUGUUACUCGGCGGGCAUCGCAAGGCUGGAGGAAGGGGAUGAGCUACAGCUUGCAAUCCCACGCGAAGACGCUAAGAUAUCUCAGGAUGGAGAUGGCACGUUUUUCGGCGCUCUGAAGCUGCUGUGACCUGCUCACACCUCAUCGCUGGCGCUUUCCCUCUGCUCCUCUGUACCUCUAAGGAGAAAACAUUUAACUGGAAAUACCGAAAGGGGAAAACUAUGUCAUUACCGUAGCCUUUGCUGAGAGCUGUUUGUGUCGGUUUGCUGGAACCAGACCAAAACAGGAAAUUUGACCGGCAGCCGCAGCCAAAGGGUGUCAUGUGAAUUACAAGAAAUAGGGCCCGUGUAGGGAAUGGGCAGGCCAGGGCCUUUCCUCUCAUGCCACCAGAACAGUCUGGGCACGGCUUCCGGCCGGGGAGCACAGGACUCACGGGCAGGAGUCACUUCUCCAGAGCUGGUAUCGCAGCCUUUGCCUGGCGGACAGCGAGGUGCUUCCGGGGUCUCGGGUCUAUGCUCUAGUUUCCGGUCAGACACCUUUCUCCCUUCUCAGUGAACGAUGUGGAAAAGAAAUAGUUACAGAAUCGUGCACCUGGUCCGUGACAAGUCACUGAGAGUUCAAACCGAUCAUGUGAGAUCAUGAGAAUCAGAGCAGGAGACGGAGAGUGUCUGAGCCCGGUUGGUCGGCGCGUGUGAUUGUAUCUCUGACGUUCUAUCUUGGCAGUUGGAACAUGCCCAGACAUUUCUUCGCACGGGGGAGGUAGUUCCCUCAUGGUCUCUGCUUCCAGGUAGACUUAGAGCUAACUUCAGUCACUUCAAAAAGCCUUAAAGUGAGGAAUCCAGGGCAAGCCUGUGAGCAUGACUGGAAGUCACGACAGCGCUUUCUGUAAAAACAUCUCCAGCACCAGUUAGGAAUAAUCCGUUUGUAAAAUGCCACCCCUUACUCCUAACCUUGUUUCUAACCGCUACGACUAGUUCCAGCCUGCGCCACGGACGCGUGUUACCAGCGUUAGAAGUGGGGGCUUCGCUUGGGUCCUCGGCGUCCUGAAACAAGCCGUUCGCCACAUGGCUGGUCACAAGAUGGCGAUACCCAGAGGUCGGCCUCCACGUCACCCCGGAGAGCCGCAGGGUUGCAGCUUAAAUAUCUGCUUGUCUCUUUUUCAUGUCAUUAAAGACGAAAGCAUGUCCUUCAUCCAACCAUCUAUUGUAUUCGUUUAUACAGGACAUGGGAGAAGAGACCCACAGCGAUUUUCCUUAGUCUGUUUACAAAGACAUACUUUUUUCAAAGAAGAAAAUGAUUUGUAUUUUGUCUCUGCAAGUAAACUGUCAAAAA